AUGGAUCAACAGGUGCCUAGGCAUCUGGGUGACAGGUACUCAGACGUGAGAGGGUUCACUGGGACCGAGUACUACCACAUGGCACUGGAGCAGCUGCACGGUCCCCCCAAGGCACUGGAAGCCCUGGGCUUGUCCCUCACGGUGCACCACCUGCCAAUGCUCAGCCGGGACCACCUGGUGGACAUCACCAAUGCCCAGUUGAAGAUUUCAGUCUCUGCUCCCAAGGUGCGUGCAUCCAGAGGUGCUCCCUUUCAGAGGUGAAACUUUCAGAAGGCCAUCCUGAAGCUCCAGGAUGGAUGGCAGAUUCCCAUGUUCAUGCAUGGCGAGGAGGAGAAAUGAGCAGAAGACUGCAUCCACUCUCCUGGCAGUUGUGAAUUGGUUCUCCGGCCUCCAGUCAGGUGGCUGCUGGAGUGAGGUCGUUCCCAUGUUGUGCUGAAGUGACUACCACAGAUGCUAUUGUGCUUCUUUUAAUUCAGCCAGAGAGAAACUUACAGUAAAGGUUGAUAUUUCUUUAAAAGUGCUCCUUAUUAAAAAAAGCAAAGCACAAGAUAAAAUAAGCCAGUAUUAAUAAUAAAAUGUUUGUUGAUUUCUGCUAAAAAAAAUGACUAGGGAGCCCUGGAAUUUCAUUCUGGGAGUUUGUAAGUCCAUAAUGCUUUCUUUUGACCAGAGCCUCAUCUUUACCAUGCUUUUGUGUGGCGUGUAACAGCAGGUGAAGGGCUAAGCAAGUGAAUCAGUCAGCUUUCUGUUACUGUAACAAAUACCUGAGAUAAUUAACUUGUUAGAAAAAAGUUUUAUUUGGGCUCAGUUUUGGAAGUUUCUGUCCGUGAUUGGUUGGCUCUGCUGUUUUUUGACCUGUGGGUGGCAUAGCAUAGUGGGAAUGUGUGGUUGAGGAAAACCAUUCUCCUCGACUGAGUGUGAGAGAAAGAGGGAGGGCCUGGAUGCCACAAUCACACCAACCCCACGCCCUCAGUGACCUGAAGACUGUCCAUUAAGCCCCACCUCUUAAAGUCUCACCCAACUUCCCAAAAGUACCAUGCUGGGGACUAAAUCUUUAAUACAUGGGACUUGGGGGGAUACUCCAGGUCCAAAUUCUAACAGUAGUUGUGUGCGCUUAGCUUCUUAUGUAUUUGCUAUGCCUUCUGUCACCUUCAGAGGAAGUGCCCAAGAGCUUCCUGGAUCCUCUUCUGGUAAGAUACCCCAGGAGGUCUUCCAUUCAGGCUUCUGCUACACUUGCUACUGCCACACUGCCACAUGGUUACUGCUGGGUUGUGUACUUAUGGGCAUUUCUAGAUUACCAACAGGAUGUAUGAAUUCUUUCUAAUAAGAGAUAGGGAGGAAAAAAGGCUGACCUAAAACUGACAGCACAUUAAGAUGUAAUUAUGUUCUCAUUUUCUAUGAUUUGAGUAACUCCAAAUAUUUUUGAGAAAUUGGAGGAAAUUUACCUUAGCUUAAACUUACCAGUCUUUUAACUCAAAAAAAUGAUUUUUUCAAGAAUUUUGCAAUCCUGAGUUUUAAAAAAAGCAAGAAAACAUUAUUGUUUAAAAUUUCUUGAAAAAAAUUAAGGAUAUAUUAAUCAGCUUUCCCAUUCCUGGGGAAAAAAUACCCAAGAACCACAAUUUAAAAAGGAGAGGUUUAUUUUGGCUCAUAGUUUCAGUGGAUGCAGUUCAUGGCUGGAUGGCUCCAAGGUGGAAAUAGCAUGUCAAAACAGUAUGGCAGAGGAAAGCAGUUUAUCCCAUGCUGGUCAGGAAACAGAGAGAGAAAAUAGGAGCUAGGGAUGAGAAUACCCUUCCAAUCAUAUCCCCAGUGCACUGCCCCUUCUGACCAGGACCCAUCUUCACAUGUGACUUUUGGGGAACGUUUAGAUUUAAAUCAUAACAAGUGCUGUGAAGAAUUUUCAAAAGCCCAUUUAUUGAUAUGCCCUUUGUGUAUUUCUUACAAGUCAUAUUUACCCAUUCUUUAAACAGCAGUUUGACCCAGGAAUAUUGCUGGAUGUAAGUGGCCCAGGUCUGAGAAGUGUAAGUACCAGAGAGUAAAGACAAACAAAUAACCCUAAAUAAAUGAAAGUCUACCUUUUAUUUGAACAUCUCAGCUUCUUUCCCUCCUGCUUCAGAGUCUUUGGACUCACAGUAGAAAUACUGUCUUGCUGUUUUAAACAGGAAAUUUAUGGGAAGGCUCUUUGGAACUUUGUGAGUCUGAAGGUUCUGUUUGAAAGAGGGCAGGAAGCACAGACCUCCAUAUUGGAAGAGGCCCGGCCAGGGCUGGGACCUCAGCGACAGGCUGGAUAGCUCUGCCUUGCUGGGCUGUUUGUUGGGGCCUGGAGUCUCACUCUUGAGCCAAGCCCAAGUCUCCUCUCCCUUGCCUGUGCUGUGGUUGGUCCCCUAAGGUGGAGACUCUUUCAUUUUUUUCCUUUUUCUGGAUAGUGCAACAACAGCAAGGCACUAUUCCAAAGAUGGAUUAGGAACCUCCAAGCCAAAACCAAGCAAACAGUUCACAGAUGUUGUGAGAUUUGUGUAAAGACAUUUUAAAUCUUUGUGUGGAAAAAUCAUUUACUAAGCUGCUUUGUUGAGCUGUAACUCACAUAUCAUGCCACUCACCCUUUCUAAGUGUGCAGUUGAUUGAGUUUUAGAGAAGCUGUGCAACCACCACCACAUUCUAAUUUUAGAAUAAACUAUCUUUUUUCAAAAUGAAAGAUAAAGGAUUCCUCAUUGCACAGCCUUGGAUAGGUUGAGUGACGCCUCUGACCAUGAUUUCCUCUCACCUAAUUUUCUGUCCUUGAAGGCUCAGGAGCACAAUGUCUCCCAGAAGAUGGGGGGUUUUUACAGAUAGCUCCAAUUCGGUGUGGUGAGGUAGCCAGCAGGUAAGUUCAUGCCCUUGGUUCUCUAACAGCCAUGUUCUUAAUGAAAGAGAAGGGCUAGAAAGUAUGGAGAGCUUUGCGUCUCCUCCAUCAGCAGUCAGCAGUGGAGUGUGGAUCCCCUUUUGAUAUCUUUGCCUUGCCUUUACUUCCUAAAGGAGCCAAUUAGAAACACUCAAUUGCAAUAGGACACACAUGUGUAAAUACCGAAUAGUUU
Messenger RNA from Heterocephalus glaber (naked mole-rat), 3068 nucleotides. It is a transcript of the gene Coa1, whose product is annotated as cytochrome c oxidase assembly factor 1. Gene Ontology annotation, cellular component: mitochondrial inner membrane. Gene Ontology annotation, biological process: mitochondrial respiratory chain complex IV assembly; mitochondrial respiratory chain complex I assembly. The record is from RefSeq and is a predicted model, not a curated record. NCBI's taxonomy places the organism in Eukaryota, Metazoa, Chordata, Mammalia, Rodentia, Bathyergidae.